Messenger RNA from Homo sapiens (human), 822 nucleotides. RefSeq names its product dynein light chain LC8-type 1 (gene DYNLL1). NCBI's taxonomy places the organism in Eukaryota, Metazoa, Chordata, Mammalia, Primates, Hominidae. The record is from RefSeq and is marked reviewed. Gene Ontology annotation, cellular component: ciliary tip; chromosome; membrane. Gene Ontology annotation, molecular function: nitric-oxide synthase regulator activity; protein-containing complex binding; nitric-oxide synthase inhibitor activity. The coding region runs from base 270 to 539 and encodes 89 amino acids. The transcript has 3 exons. Gene Ontology annotation, biological process: microtubule-based process; positive regulation of insulin secretion involved in cellular response to glucose stimulus; spermatid development.
CUUCGGGCGCUGACAGGGAGAGCCUGGGGCCGGGCCGUGUGGAUGCCAUCCCCGAGCGCGGUUCGCGCUCGGCUGAGGCGCUGGACAAGUGGCUUGGGCUCCCGCGCCUCAGUUUCUCUCUGUGGCGCCGCCUACCUCACAGACUUGUGAGCACUCACUGACGUGGGUAGCGCCCAGGGCCUGCGGGGCGCAGGAGAGCUGGAGUCAGGCGGAGACCGCAGGCUGACCCCGCAGCGGCCGGGCUGUCGCGGCCCCCACCUCAGGUAACCAUGUGCGACCGAAAGGCCGUGAUCAAAAAUGCGGACAUGUCGGAAGAGAUGCAACAGGACUCGGUGGAGUGCGCUACUCAGGCGCUGGAGAAAUACAACAUAGAGAAGGACAUUGCGGCUCAUAUCAAGAAGGAAUUUGACAAGAAGUACAAUCCCACCUGGCAUUGCAUCGUGGGGAGGAACUUCGGUAGUUAUGUGACACAUGAAACCAAACACUUCAUCUACUUCUACCUGGGCCAAGUGGCCAUUCUUCUGUUCAAAUCUGGUUAAAAGCAUGGACUGUGCCACACACCCAGUGAUCCAUCCAAAAACAAGGACUGCAGCCUAAAUUCCAAAUACCAGAGACUGAAAUUUUCAGCCUUGCUAAGGGAACAUCUCGAUGUUUGAACCUUUGUUGUGUUUUGUACAGGGCAUUCUCUGUACUAGUUUGUCGUGGUUAUAAAACAAUUAGCAGAAUAGCCUACAUUUGUAUUUAUUUUCUAUUCCAUACUUCUGCCCACGUUGUUUUCUCUCAAAAUCCAUUCCUUUAAAAAAUAAAUCUGAUGCAGAUGUG